AGAGACCUCCGUCUAUCCACCUGCAAAAUCCGCUCUCGCGUACUACACACUUGAGCGCCGCUGCGCACGGUCCAAGCUCCUCUCCCCUGCUUGUCUUCAGGAACAGCUCUUUUGUCUGUCGCCUCCGCGGGUGGGAAAUUACAGAAUCCGUUGAUGCAUUUUAGUGUUCACUUCAACUUACUGCGACUGUGUCUAUUUAAUGCGAAUGCGAGCUUUUGUUUUGGCUCUGGAGAUAAUCGUGCAAGAUCAGCGGUGGAUACGCCUGCGGACAGAAGAGCUCAAACAACCUGGGUGGAUGGUUAUAAAUGUUCACCAGCUUCAGCACAAUAUUCACUGGACCUUACUAGAAGCUCCUGGACACUCAUCAUUUCCUGUUCAUAAACAGAGGGACAAUGUUGUGGGACAAACUGUCCUGGCUACUGGCCCUGUUGGCCUUGUCCUCUGGAGUGAUUCUCCCUUCCAAUGAGCCCCUGUCUGCUCCCAGAAUUUUCUUGUCCUUCAAAGAGUUAAAGUCUACCGGCACCGCGCACCACUUCUCCUUUCUGCUCAAUUCGACCGACUACCGGAUCCUUCGCAUGGACGAGGACCAUGACCGCAUGUAUGUGGGCAGCAAAGAUUAUAUCCUCUCUCUGGAUCUGCAUGACAUCAACAAGGAGCCCCUCAUAAUCCAUUGGCCUGUUGCACCCCAGAGGAAGACUGAAUGUGUCUUGUCAGGGAAAGACACCAAUGGAGAAUGCGGAAACUUCAUCCGUCUGAUAGAGCCCUGGAACCGGACCCACCUGUAUGUGUGUGGAACAGGGGCAUACAACCCCAUCUGCACAUAUGUGGACCGUGGACGCAGGUCACAGGGGUUCCACUAUCUCCAGUCACCUCAGUCAGCAGGGAGAACAAGUCGAGCAGCAGACCUCAGCACUACAUCAGAGCCUUUGAGCGCAGAGGAAUAUAUUUUCCGCCUUGAGCCUGGCAAAGUGGAUUCUGGGAAAGGAAAAUGUCCUUAUGACCCUAAACUUAACAGUGUCUCUGCUUUGAUCAAUGGAGAACUCUAUGCAGGAGUCUACAUUGAUUUCAUGGGAACAGACUCCGCUAUCUUCCGUACUCUGGGGAAGCAGACAGCCAUGAGGACCGAUCAGUACAACUCCAGAUGGUUAAAUGAUCCUACUUUUGUCCACGCACAUCUCAUCCCAGACAGUGCUGAGAAGAAUGAUGACAAGCUCUACUUCUUUUUCCGUGAGAAAGCCUCAGAGAUGGGCCAGAGUCCAAUGACCCAGUCCAGGAUAGGGCGGAUCUGUCUGAAUGACGACGGUGGACACUGCUGCCUGGUCAACAAGUGGAGCACAUUCCUGAAGGCUCGUCUCAUCUGCUCCGUACCUGGAGCUGACGGCAUUGAAACACACUUUGAUGAACUAAGAGAUGUGUAUAUCCAGCCAACUCAAGACACCAAGAACCCAGUCAUCUAUGGAGUCUUUUCAGUUUCAGGAUCUGUGUUUAAAGGCUCGGCCGUGUGCGUCUACUCCAUGGCUGACAUUCGCAUGGUCUUCAAUGGACCUUUUGCCCACAAGGAAGGGCCCAACUACCAGUGGGUGGCAUAUGGUGGGAAGAUCCCCUACCCUCGGCCUGGCACGUGUCCAGGAGGCACUUUCACCCCAAACAUGAAAUCCACGAAGGAUUACCCGGAUGAGGUUAUCAACUUCAUGAGAAACCACCCCACCAUGUACAAUGCUGUGUAUCCAGUGCACAAGCGCCCCCUGGUGGUCAGAACCAACGUGGACUAUGAGUUCACCACAAUUGCUGUGGACCAAGUGAGAGCUGCAGAUGGGAGCUAUGAGGUGCUCUUCCUGGGGACAGAUCGGGGAACAGUUCAGAAAGUCAUUGUCUUGCCAAGAGAUGACUUGCAGACGGAGGAGCUGGUCUUGGAGGAGGUAGAAGUGUUUAAGGUUCCAACAGCAAUUACCACCAUGAAGAUUUCAUCAAAACGGCAACAACUGUAUGUGGGGUCUGUCUCUGGUGUGACCCAUCUGGCUCUCCACCGCUGUGACGUGUACGGGGAGGCCUGUGCUGACUGCUGUCUGGCCCGGGACCCGUACUGCGCCUGGGAUGGCAAAUCCUGCUCCAGAUACUCUGCCUCACAGAAGAGACGGAGCCGUCGACAGGAUGUAAAGUAUGGAAACCCAAUCCGGCAGUGCAGAGGUUAUAACUCAAACAGUAAUAAGAACACUCUGGAGGCAGUUCAGUAUGGGGUGGAGGGGAGCACAACGUUCUUGGAGUGCCAGGCUCGCUCUCCUCACGUGUCUCUGAAGUGGCAUCUGCAGAAGGAAAACAGUGACAGGAGGAAAGAGAUCCGCUCAGAGGGUAGGGUCCUAAAAACGGAACAAGGCCUACUGAUCCGAUCGCUGCAGGCGUCGGACAGCGGCAUCUACCAGUGCACUUCCACCGAGAAAAACUUCAAACACACUCUUGUGAAGCUGCAGCUCGUGGUCCUGUCCAGUCGCACGGUCAACAACGUGCUGGUGGAGACGGGCAGCCCGGCCCUGCCCCCGCUGCAGUCCAGCGCCUGGACUCCGAGUGCCGGUCAAUACAAGGACCUGCUCACCAUCCUCAGCCAACCGGAGAUGGGACUGAUCAACCAGUACUGCCAGGAUUACUGGCAGCUGGGAGACGGCGGCCUCGGGGACAACAAAGCCAAAAGCCUGAAGGAGCUGAAGGAGCAGAAGAAGCCUCGCAACCGCCGGCAUCACGACGAGCAGACGACCUCGGCCGAGACAUGAGCGAGCUUCGCGGGGAUACCCGUCAUAUUCAAGCACCGCCCACGUCUACUCUUCCACACGACCUCCCGAACACGACAGCCUUCCAUUUAGGGGAACGACUCCAUUCAAAGAAUAAAUGAUCAUAAAGGGCGAGACACAGAACAGACACUGCAACAGAAAGCACCUAACAGUUUAUGUCUAACUGUUGGCAAAGAAAAAAGAAACAAUAUUUAUUGUAGUUUGUAAAAAGUAAUUCUUUGUACCUAUCUAGAAACCCUGUUUUUGUGAAUAGAUAAAUAUGUGCAAAUAUUGUUGUUAUAAUAAUAUUAUUGUUAGUGUUAUUGUUUAUUCCAAUGUGUUAUGUUGAGAAUACCUUUAUGUUUGGUGGUUUGUUUGUUUGUUUUUUGUUGGUUUUUUAAACAGCAACAAUAACCCAGGACUUUGAGAGUAUCUGUACACGGACGAGGACAGAGGUGGUCGUGUUGGAUCAUUCGACUGCUGGCAGUAUUCAGCAUCUAAGCUCAAAGUCGAGACCGGAAGUCUUACUUUGUGGAACUUCCCCAAACCUCCUCACUAGAACAAUCUACUGUAUACUGGAGAAUUUUUAUUUU
This is a messenger RNA of Cololabis saira (Pacific saury), 3355 nucleotides long. It is a transcript of the gene sema3fa, whose product is annotated as sema domain, immunoglobulin domain (Ig), short basic domain, secreted, (semaphorin) 3Fa. Gene Ontology annotation, molecular function: chemorepellent activity; semaphorin receptor binding. NCBI's taxonomy places the organism in Eukaryota, Metazoa, Chordata, Actinopteri, Beloniformes, Belonidae. The transcript is spliced from 19 exons. Gene Ontology annotation, biological process: axon guidance; neural crest cell migration; negative regulation of axon extension involved in axon guidance. Bases 393 to 2765 code for a protein of 790 amino acids. The record is from RefSeq and is a predicted model, not a curated record.